ACCUAAUGAUCAAACACACAUUGAGCAAGAAGCAAAGCCAAGGGAAACUGGAGAUCUCAGGUACCUCCGACAAUGUGUUUUGUUUCAAACAACUGAACACACCGGAGAACCAUUUCAAACACAAAAAGCAGCGAAAACAACACGGACACGGUUUGGAUUUAAUUUGUCGUGUGGUUGGAAUACAUUGACCGUAAUCAACUGCCAAUUUGAAAUAUAAAGAACACAAUCAUUUGCAAUUUUGCUUAAGUAAACUGUAUUUUGGACCAAGAUGAAAGCUAAAAAAGGAAUGCUAACGCUGUCUGGCAGUGAAACCGAGGACGAUGACAGCAUGGGUGUCCCGCUUGACCUGUCCGCUACAGGCAAUGGGAAGAGGAAAAGACGUGGGAAUCUGCCUAAAGAAUCAGUGGAAAUUCUGAGAGACUGGCUUUAUGAACAUCGGUAUAAUGCAUACCCUUCUGAACAGGAGAAAGCACUUCUCUCCAAACAGACUCAUCUUUCCACACUACAGGUCUGUAAUUGGUUCAUCAAUGCUCGUCGGAGGCUUCUGCCAGACAUGCUGCGAAAAGAUGGUAAAGACCCCAACCAGUUUACCAUUUCACGAAGAGGGAGUAAAAUGUCAGAGUCAAAUUUCAUAGAAAGCUCUAUGUCCCCCAAACCCUUGCUUUCUGGGAGCUUGGACGAGAGAUCAUUCCACCCUUCUAACUCGGGACCAAGCCUAUCCAGCAAACCCCUUUCACCAAAGAGCCCUUCUCCAGGUACAGUGCUUCCCAGGCCAUCAGUUAUAUGCCAUACCACCAUCACUGCACUGCAAGAAAGGCCCUUGCAUUACUGCCAAACAAUCAUGGACAAAGCAGCCACAGACUUGCAUUCCACAAAAGUUUCCGGUCUCUUCAAAUGUCAUGAAGAAGCAGAAACAGAAGGUAAUUCAAGCCCUCAGAGUGGGCUUUUCAACACUCCUCCCCCCACUCCUCCAGAUCUCACCCAGGACUUUAGCGGCUUCCAGCUCUUGGUGGAUGUUGCACUGAAACGAGCAGCAGAGAUGGAACUGCAGGCAAAGCAACUUGUGUCUUAAAAGUCUCAACUGGAAUGCAAAAAAUAGACUGGAUUUACUGACCAAACUUACACACACACACACAAUAUUUUUGGUUGAUUCAAAUUGAUGAUGAGGACUACCGUGUAUUAAGGAUUUUUUUAUUUUUAUUUUAUAUAUAUAUAUUUUUUUUUUGCACAAAAGAGGACCAAAAAACAAGGCCUCCUUCAACUUUUUUUUUUUUUUUUUUAAUAAUGAUGGAUUUAUUGGCUAAGUAGAUACAGGUGUACUUUAUGUUCCUUACUAAAUAGUUUAAAUGGGGUUCUUCAUUUUCA
Messenger RNA from Polyodon spathula (Mississippi paddlefish), 1365 nucleotides. RefSeq names its product homeobox protein AKR-like. The record is from RefSeq and is a predicted model, not a curated record. Gene Ontology annotation, biological process: regulation of transcription by RNA polymerase II. Gene Ontology annotation, molecular function: RNA polymerase II cis-regulatory region sequence-specific DNA binding; DNA-binding transcription factor activity, RNA polymerase II-specific. Lineage: Eukaryota; Metazoa; Chordata; Actinopteri; Acipenseriformes; Polyodontidae. The coding region runs from base 269 to 1072 and encodes 267 amino acids. The transcript has 3 exons.